Messenger RNA from Dinoponera quadriceps, 2976 nucleotides. RefSeq lists its product as uncharacterized. The coding region runs from base 356 to 2818 and encodes 820 amino acids. NCBI's taxonomy places the organism in Eukaryota, Metazoa, Arthropoda, Insecta, Hymenoptera, Formicidae. Gene Ontology annotation, biological process: tRNA-type intron splice site recognition and cleavage. Gene Ontology annotation, cellular component: tRNA-intron endonuclease complex. The record is from RefSeq and is a predicted model, not a curated record. The transcript has 5 exons.
AGUUGAAACGGAUCUUUAAAAAAACGGUCAAAUGCUUUGUUACAUUUUUACGCUAGAGAUACCGAGAUAUUUCACAUUCAUUGCGUACUGAUGCAAGAUUCUAUAUCCAUCAUACUGGAAAGAUUUUGGACAGAUUCUGUUCGGCUUAGGAACACACUGUAUACAGGGUAACCCAAUAGGAGAUCGAUUCAUUUCGCGUAAUGUUGUAAUUCACCGGCAUGGCCUCAUGCUAUUUGACCACUGUGUACAUGUGUGAUUUUGAACGAUGCCCAGAAAUCAUAAAGUUUGUAUUUUGAAUCAUGACUUAUUCAUCUUACAGUAUUGUUCUCUGUAGAUUCGAAUUGUACUUAUCGACAUGGAUGAAAUAUGCAAGAAAUUACCUUCUAACGUAUUAAGGGCAGAAGAAUUGCUGCGUAGUAAAGGCAUCAGAACCAGUGUGUUGGAGGAAUGGGAAAAAUCGCUUCAGGUUCUUCCAAAGGGUGGAGAGAAACAUUUUGAGCCUAAUAACUCAUGGCUCGAAAAUGUUCAGAUUGAAAAGGGACUUAAAACUCGUAGGGACCUAUUAAAUACUGAAAGGGUUGAGCGUAUCUCAGAAUUAGCCAGUGCUGAAUGGAUUCCAGCUCAGAAGAAGGCUCUUGUUAUCAAGAAAUCUGGCCAGGAUUGGUCUAGUUUUGGCACGGAUAAAAAUGGUUCCUUGUAUUUGAUACCAGAGGAAGCAUUAUUUCUUCUAGAAACCAAUUGCCUUGAACUCAUUUGGAAUGGUGUACCGUGCUCAGUACAACAAGCAUAUGAGAUUUUGAUUGAUGAUAUAGUAUGCACUUUAGACGAAUAUAGAGUUUAUAGUCAGUUAACACGUUCUGGCUACCGUAUACAGCGUUACGUUUAUGAAGAAUCAGAUAGGUACAGUAGAUUAGACGACUCUACAUCUGUUAAGAGGAAAGUUAUUGUUGAUCCUGAGAAUGGACUAAGAAUGUGCGACAGUCAAACUCAGAAUCAGCAAGUUUCAGAGAAGUUUAAAGAAACCUUAGCGAAAGAUACAUCACCAACAUUAGAUACUUCUUUAGUUGAUUCUAAUAUAAAAGACUGCCGAGAUGCUAUUGCAGAAAAUCCUAUGGAAGCGGUAGUACUUGAUGUGAUAGAACACAUUCUUUGCAAUAUAGAAGAUUACAGUAGUGUAAAUAAUUCAGCUGAUUCGCAAUCAAUAGAGAGUAAAAAACAAAAAAAUGAUACAAAUGGCGAGGAGAGGAGUCGAAAUUCAAAACUGAAGAUUAUUUCCGACGAAACUCUGCUGGGCAGUAUUAAAAUCCUGAGUGACACGACUUGUAAUCUGAAGAGGGAAACAGUCACUGCAUCGAAAGGGCUGGGUGCUCGCAUUCAACGCAACGUCAAACUGUUGCCCAAGAGGAACGAUAAAAUGUCGCAUGCCGAUGUUUCUAUAAUCGGCUCCAGUUGUGCAAGUGGAAGUCUCAGGAACUAUGGGAAACGGAAGUUGGUCGUGACGACUGAUGAAUCGCAGGAUACGAAGAAGUCCAAAGACGAGGUGAUUGAGCUGUCAGACGACGAGAUUCAGGAAUUGCCGCGCACCAUGACGAGAAUGGAGAUGUUGAAUUUGCUGCCGAAUAUCGCCUCCAAGUCGAACAUCACGGCGAAGAUUUCCAAACGGUACAUACCGUAUAACGUGAGACCGCAGAAGACCGCCUAUCAGUACAGUCCGACGAAGAUAUCGCAUAUGCAGGAGAACGAUAGGCGAGCGCGACAAAAUUGCAAGGGUAUUGACGCCAGCUCGAAGCAGAACGCGUCUCACUCCAACGCUUCUUUGAUCAAGAGCCCUGGAACUUCUGUCGGCAACGGCAGGCUUACCAGAAUCGCUUAUCAGAAUCAAUUCGCGCGCUCUAUGUACGGUGCGCCAUGCCGGCCGUUUUACUUCGACCAUCUGCAUGGGCCGAAUGUCCAUUUUCCCUUCGCGUACAACAGAUUCCCGUUCGGCUACGGCCAAGGCGCGUACUCGCUGCAGAAUCGGUUGACGCUGAUGCAGCAGAACGUGUUUCAAAAUACGCUCGUCGCCUUCGAGGAUCACGGGAACGUUCAGCAGACUAGAAGCCUCACCAUACAGAUGAACAACUUCGCGCUGCCGUUCAUGGCACCGUUACGAAUUAGGUAUCCUUUCGUGGAGAACCAGUGUCGGCAGCCGUUCUAUCAAAAUUUCUACUGGCAGCAGAGGUUCUGUCAGCGACGUCCGGAGAACGCGCCGGCGACGCAGGGAAAUGCGCAUUCCGUCGCAAAUCGCCACCCCGACGGCGCGAGGAGGAGCGGUGGUUACGAAAUCGUUAACCGGCCAUCUUUCACGACACGCUCAGGAGCCGAUUCGUGGGCGGAGCUGAAGAAGAAAUGGUACGAGGAGAAAACCAUCACGAUCGACGACGAAGAUUGUAAGAGCAUGAACGGGGGGGAGGAGGUGCAGGUUGUGGAGCAGUUCAUCAAUCCGUUGGUCGGGCCCAGAUACGCAACGUCACUCGCCGAGGUUUACAGUAAGCUCGCUAUAAUAAAAUCCGCGCCGGAGAAGACUGUCAGAAGGAAGAAGAGCAAAUACAAGAUAUCGUACAACGUGUAUUCGUGCUCUCAUCACUAUAGAAAAACGAGUCCCGGUCAACCGUUGUACAGCGUGGUAGUGAUAAGGAAGGAGAACUCGUUUCUCCAACCCGUCGAGUUAAAUCGUCUACAACAGGAUGCGAAAGGUUCGCCGAUAAUACUUGCCUGCGUCUCGAUGUCAAUAUCGUACAUUCAACCAGGCAUUAUAACGAUGCCAAACAUAAUCUAAUCCAGAAAACAUUGCACUAGCUGCAAGCCUAUUUUUUCUAAAAACAAUUGGUAAUGUGAGUAACCCUUAUUAUGUUAUACUAUGCUUUCAUUGUUGUAGUCUUAAAAAGAAAAUGUAAAUUAUAUACUUGACUUUAUAUUAUAAUAAAAACUAUUUGU